UGCGCAGUAGCUCAACGUUUGAGGAAAAAGUGAAAAUUCCAAUAAUUCUGGUAUGCUUUGUAUUAAUUGAGAGUUGUGAAUGUUACGCAUUUACGUGUAGAUUAUUAGAUGAUCGAUGGUUGCUCGUCGAGUUUAGUUCGUGAACUUUUAUCUUAAAUUGGUUGAAUACAGCCUUCUAUACUAGUACGUAUAAAGGUUGUAUUCGAAAGAGAUCGUCAACAGUUUUCCUUUCAAUUUACGCAUUAUAACCUUACAAUAAGAAAUAAUCGAUGAUGAAGCUUCUUUGUGUUCUUCUUUUCGCAUCAACCUGCCUUGGUGUAGAAAAGUCUAGUAAAUAUCAAUGUACAAUAGAACCCGAAAAUAAAUUAUCAUUCAAAAAUAUGGAGGAUUCAUGCAAAGAAAAAUUGGCAUCCCAAAUCAAAGUAGAAGUUCAAGCUUCUUUAAUGUAUCUUGGAAUGGGUGCACAUUUUGCACGUGAUAUUAUAAAUCGUCCUGGAUUUAGUAAAUUUUUCUUUGAAAGUGCAAAUGAAGAAAGAGAACAUGCAAUAAAACUUAUAGAAUAUUUGUUGAUGCGUGGUCAACUUGUAACUAAUAUUAAUAAAAUUUUACAAUUCCCAUUGCUAACAAAAAAUCAAACACGACAGGAAUGGAAUACUGGAAUUAAUUCACUUAAAUAUGCUCUUAAAUUAGAAUCUAGUGUUACUGAAAAGAUUAAAGCGAUCAUUAAAAGUUGUGAGACUAAUAGUCAGGAUUAUCAUUUGGUUGACUAUCUCUCUGGAGAAUUCUUGGAAGAACAAUACAAAGGAGAACGUGAUCUUGCUGGAAAAAUCUCCACAUUAGGUAAAAUGAUUAAAGAAGAGAAUUAUUUGGGAGAGUUCUUAUUUGAUAAAAAACUCUUGAAUGGUGAAGUUUAAUUUUCAUUCUAUAUAUGAUAUAAUUUUAAUGUAAUGCACAUAUACAAUAAAUAUAAUAAAUGUGGCCAUAUUUAGAAUAAUAUGAUGUCAUUCAACAUGUUUAUACUAGAUUUAUAAUUUUGUUACCAUCAUUAUAUCUCAGUAAGCUUUUUCAUAUAAAAUAUAUUUCUAAAUAUGGCCUUCAAUACUUAGAAAUUCUUAAAAUAACGUUUACAGUGUUUGUUAUUCUAUGAUAAAUAUAUUAUUCCUAAUGAUCAAAUAAAUAUUAUUUUGAGAUUGA
Molecule: messenger RNA, 1194 nt
Organism: Vespa velutina
Lineage: Eukaryota; Metazoa; Arthropoda; Insecta; Hymenoptera; Vespidae
Gene: Fer1HCH
Product: ferritin subunit
Exons: 5
Coding region: 270-914 (214 amino acids)
Biological process (GO): intracellular iron ion homeostasis; iron ion transport
Cellular component (GO): cytoplasm
Molecular function (GO): ferrous iron binding; ferric iron binding
Source: RefSeq, a predicted model, not a curated record